UGUCUGGUUAAUGAAUAAAGGUAAGUCAGAGGUGAGUAACUUCUGUAAGAAUGUGGUUGAUCAGGUUUUGAUCUUCUCCCCCGACUGGUUUGGCACAUCAGGCGUGGAGGAAAAUCUGCUCUGGAAAUAACAAUAAAUCAGAGUCGCAGUAAUUCUGCUGUGACACCGUUCAGGUUUUCCUACAAAGAAGGGAAUUACAAGAUCACCUUUUUAUCCGUCUGUGUUCUGGAUUUUCUGGAAAGCACUUUGCCACAUCUCCCGAGGCUGUUGGAUCUCUCUCAUGCGUUUGAUUACUGGCAGCCUGUUUGAACUGUGAAUGAAGAAACCUGGAAAAACAUGGCAGUGAAUCUGAGUAAGAAUGGCCCCGCUCUCAUGGCUGCUUAUAAAGAAGUGGUGGAUGGCAACGUGGACACAAACUGGGCGCUGUUUACUUAUGAAGGGAACAGUAAUGAUAUUCGUCUAGCAGAAAAAGGAGAUGGGGGAUUGCAGGAGAUGGUGGAGGAGCUGAACAGUGGGAAGGUGAUGUACGCUUUCUGUCGUGUCCAGGACCCCAACUCUGGUCUGCCCAAAUAUGUCCUCAUAAACUGGACAGGUGAAGGUGUGAAGGACUCUCGAAAAGGAAUGUGUGCCAACCAUGUGAGCUCAAUGGCCAACUUCCUAAAGGGAGCCCAUGUGACCGUAAACGCCCGGGGAGAGGAAGACGUGGAACCGGAGACCAUCUUGGAGAAAGUGGCCAAAGCGUCUGGAGGCAACUUUAAUUUCCACAAACAAACACAAGAAUACAGAGAAGCACCCAGAGGACCUGUGGGUUCUGUGUAUCAGAAGAUCAAUGCUGGGGAGGAAAUUCAACAAACCAAAAAGGACGACUUCUGGGUCCAAGCUCAGAGGGAUGAAGAAGUCCGUCGACAGGAGGAGAACAAACGAGCGGAGCUGGAGAGACAAAUGUUGGAGAGGGAGAGGAGGGAGGUGGACGAGAAGCAGGCGAAGGAGAGGGAGAGGAAAGCAAAGGAGAAAGCUCAGCAGAUUGAACAGGACAAGAUUCAUCAGAGGCAGAGAGAAGAAGAGGAAAGAGAGAGGGAGCAGCAGCGACAGAACCAGCAGGAAAACCAAAGCAAGAAGACAGGCAUCAACUCUGCUGCGUCAGUGCAGAAAGCUAAUGAGGCCAAAUCACUGAUUUCUCAGAGAUCAUUUAAUCCCAGAGAUGUAUUCAAGCAGAGGGAGCAGAGCUUUGAGGCCGACGACAGACCGUCUCCUGCUGCAGCCAGACCCGGGAAGCUGCAGAGUCGGUUUCUAUCUCAGAAAUCCUUUGAGACAGAAGUCCCGGUGCAGCCUCGCCAGGCAGCCUCACCUCCGCCUGCUCCAGCUGUGGUCCCGGCCUUUUCCAAGACCCCCCUGUCUCCUGUCACACAUGUCUCACCUGUACUGUCUUACUCACCUGCUGCAGCUGUCUCUCCUACACCACCAGAGACAACAGGCUCACCCGUUCAAGCUGCAGACGCUGCCUACACAGAAGAGGACGAGUGGUCAGAUGAGUUUGAUGACGAUGCAGAUGAAACCCCCCCAGCUGAAGAUGAUCUGUAUGAGACACCACACCCGGUUGGGACAGAGGAGGACCUGUAUGAGGUCGUUUCCCAGGAGAGCCCCACAGCUGAAGAUGUGAAGGCCAGUGGACAGGACAUCUGUGCCAGAGCUCUGUAUGACUACCAGGCUGUGGACGACACUGAGAUCACCUUUGACCCUGACGACAUUAUAACCGGGAUCGAGAUGGUGGAUGAGGGUUGGUGGAGAGGUUACGGACCUGACGGACGCUACGGCAUGUUCCCCGCCAAUUACGUCGAGCUUCUCUAGCUUUCAUCUCUCUCUUUGUGCUCCUUUUAUAAAACCGAAAAAGCCCUGAGAUGACAGACAGGAAAUGGAUGAAAUAUGUCUCUUAAAUCAGCUCGUUUGUCACGUCUUUGUCAUGUUAAAGGUUUGUCAAAAUAUCUCACUGUUGAAUAUCACUGGAUGAUUAGACUGUUGUAAAAAUCACAAUAAAUACUCAGUAGUUCUUCUCAGUCA
Molecule: messenger RNA, 2058 nt
Organism: Siniperca chuatsi (mandarin fish)
Lineage: Eukaryota; Metazoa; Chordata; Actinopteri; Centrarchiformes; Sinipercidae
Product: drebrin-like protein A
Exons: 15
Coding region: 337-1848 (503 amino acids)
Biological process (GO): regulation of actin filament polymerization; positive regulation of axon extension; neuron projection morphogenesis
Cellular component (GO): cortical actin cytoskeleton; lamellipodium; dendrite
Molecular function (GO): actin filament binding
Source: RefSeq, a predicted model, not a curated record